AUGAUGAAUCGAUUCGAAGAGGCGCUUGAAUGGUAUGACAAAUUAUUGGUCAUCAAUCCAUAACAUACUGAUUCGUUAUAUGGGAAAAGUAAAUUUAUAAGAAUUAAUCAAAGGUGAAUGUUUAAAAAUGAUGAAUCAGUAUGAAUUAUCUCUUAAAUUUUAUGAUAAAAGCUUAAGCAUCAACUAGAAUCAUUUAUUAACAAUAUGGGGGAGAGAUAGUUUCUAUUUUCAAUUAAAAAGGUGAUUGCCUAAAAAUGAUGUAUCGAUUUGAAUAAGUUAUAGAAUGGUAUGAUAGAGCAUUGAUUAUCAAUCCAUUACAUGGGCUUUCUUUAUGGGGAAAAGGUAAAUUAAAUUAGAUAAAUGAAAAGUGAAUGCUUAUCAAUUUCUUAUGGAAUGUUUAAAAUAAAAAUGAUGAAGCACUUUAACUAAGCUCUAAAACAGUAUGAUGAAGCACUGAACAUUAACCCUCAAGAUGUCUAAUCUUUAUGGGGAAGAAGUAAAUAUAAUUAAUUGUUUUAAGGUGACUGUUUACAAAUAAUGAAUUAAUUUGAAUUGGCAUUUGAGUUUGAGUUUUUGAUAAAGCAUUAAUCAUAGACCCAGAACAUAUAUUAUCUUUAUAUGGUAAAGGUACAAUUUUUUAUUAUUUUAGCUUAAUGUGCAUAUGCCCUUGGUCAUUAUGAAAAAGCAAAUUCAUUUCUAGUGA
Paramecium pentaurelia is the source of this 703-nucleotide messenger RNA. Lineage: Eukaryota; Ciliophora; Oligohymenophorea; Peniculida; Parameciidae. The record is from the annotation of a GenBank genome assembly.